AUGAAAACAAAGAAUAUCGCCUGGUUAGAAAAACAAUUUCAACGAUUAUCAUCUCAAUUUAUACAAUACUCGUACGAAACAAUGGUCAUGAAUCGAUCCACAAUAGCAAUGGCAAACAAUUCAAUAAUCAUGGACAAAUGUCGACAAAACAAUAAUCAGAUUAAAUCAUCGAUCAUGAAUACAGAUUUAGAGCUAAUUUGUGCCAUCAAACAUAUUCAUGAAACAAAAUUGAAUCUUUUAUAUUGGCUAUUGAUAGAUUUCAAUGAUAUAAUAUUAACAUUUUAUGAUCGAAUAAUAAUUGAUUGUAAAAAUUGGACAAUUUGCCAUUCGGAUGAUCAAAUCAUACGAAAUGAAGCAUGUCGGCUAUUGAAUUAUAUACAAAUAAAUUCAAAUUGUAAUCAACAAUUAUUGAUCAAAAUGAUACAGAUUGAAAUACAGAAAAGAUUUCCAACACGUUGGCAUAAUAAACUUUUACAAGUAUUGAAUACUGGUGGUAUAUCAGCAUUACAAUAUGUAUUACGACAAUUGUGCCGUAUUGACGUACAUUUAACAUCAUUAUUGAGUGGUGAAAUUGUAUCGAUUAUACGUGAAAAUCAAAAAUCAUCAUCAUCAUCAUCAUCAUCAUUCAAUGGUCAAAUGGAAAGACGACAAAAUUACAUUAUUCUUAAUGUGCUUACUUUUUAUCUGGCCACAGUAGAACAAUAUCUAUUAUUGGCGAAGUGAGAUUGCAAUGAAUUUAUUCAAAUUUUUUUGUUUUUCAAAACUUUUA
This is a messenger RNA of Dermatophagoides farinae (American house dust mite), 769 nucleotides long. RefSeq lists its product as uncharacterized. The record is from RefSeq and is a predicted model, not a curated record. Lineage: Eukaryota; Metazoa; Arthropoda; Arachnida; Sarcoptiformes; Pyroglyphidae.